AACAACAACAGUCUCUCUCUCACAGGGAUUCUCAGCACAGUUUAGCCGCUUAGUUUGCUCUAAAGUGCUGAUUAAUUCUCUCUAAUUAAAACGCUUUUUUUUUAUUAGGAGCUCAGUCAGACCAGCACGAUAGUUUGUCUUAAAUCGUUCCACUGAGCGAACUUUAGAAAAAAGAUGUUUCACAGCUAUCGCUAAAAGAUGUCAGGCCGCGGUGACAAGCUAACGACGCCCCACUAGCUGUCUGCAAGUUUGAAAAAAAAUUACACGCCUUAUUUCUUUCACGAGCCUCUCUGAGCAAAGUGCUACAGUGUAUUUGCAAAUAAUAUUAACUUGACAUCUCAGAAAUCUGCUAGUAUGUUAAAGGUGCAGUUAAACGUCUCUCAGUGAAAAGGAUGAUCUUGAAGAGUUAACCAAGCACUGACAGACAUGCCUCAACGGAAAAGAGCCCUUGUUCCCAUUAAUACAAGGAGAAGGGUUAAAGCUGAUGAAGAUUACUUCCCUUUCAACUCCCUACCGGUGGAAUGUCAGCUCCAUGUGCUCUCAUUCCUCAGUGAGGUGGACAAGUGCAACUCUGCCCUUGUGUGUGCGAGCUGGAGCUGCUUAGUGCGCUCUGGGAAGCUCUGGAGAGUUGCGGACUAUUCCCGCCGUGGGGUGUUUCAUCUGGGCCAGGAGGGUCUGCUCGUUUCCAACAGAGAGUUUGAGCGCUGGAAGGCUUGGGUUCACCAUUACACACAUCAUCUUAUAUCCCGUGGGGCUAGUUUGCUCACUCUGAAGGCCAGUUUUGAUCUAGGGGACCAGUGCAAUAAAUGGGGAGAGCUCCUGUCACACCUUCUAGAGAACGUGCAUUGCCGGGAUCUCAGUCAUUUAGACUUGAACUGGACAUUUACGCUGCUGGAACCUCUUGACCUUCGUGUCCACACCAGUUCUAGUUCUCAUCAAGACAAUAUUACCAAGAUGGACCAGGUUAAUAACUUUCACAUUCUCCUAGCCAGGCUCGUCCACAGCUGUCCCAGGGUUACCAAAAUGCGCCUGCACUUCGACUGGUCCGAAACAUCAGUUGCGCUGAUCACUCAGUUUCAACACCUCCGUAUCUUAGAAUUGAAGUACUUUUGGGUCUUCAAAGGGGUCAGUCCGAACACUUUACAGAUGCUGGCGAAAUCGCUGCCUAAUCUAAAAUCCCUCACGCUCCAUGUUCUUGUUCCACUGCGUAAUCUAGGCAUCUCGUACACCCUUGAAUCCCUUUCGCUCGAGUUCCUUGAUGUGUCACCCAGUCGAGGUCUGGUCUUCUCCUGCCUCAACCUCCCAGCGCUACGAGAGCUGCGGGCGAAAAAGAUCGUUCGGGGCAUUACUCUGGACCGCCGGACUCGGCUAAGGAUACAGAGCCGAUGGCCCUGCUUGUAUCAGGUCUUACGUGAAGGGACACCCAAACUUCAGGCCCUUAACAAUGAAAGACUCCUUCCCAGCUGGAAAGAGCAAAGUUACAGAGAGCUUACGUCAAUCCUCCAGCAGUCUUGCUACUGUCUUCAGCAUUUAGACAGCUGGCUUUGGUGAAGUCGAGACUUAAACAAUUACAGGCCACACAUAAUGGCCUAAAGGGACACAGCCACAUCCUGAAGAAAACCAUGUAGAAAAAUUAGAAGGACCAAAAAUUUAAUCCGAUAACACACUUCUGCUGAUCCUCUCUAGUUAAAAAUAUAUGUCCAGAUUCUUAACUAUACAAUUAUGCUUAAGAGUUUCGGCUUGUGUUGUGCUAUGAAGGUUUAUGUUCCAGGUUGAAGUGUGUGCAUUUUUUAGGAGCUUAGGUGAAUUCAGGAAAAUUGUUCUAUUGUGCAAAGAGGAGGAUAAAGCGGAUUGUGGCAGUGGAGUGUGGAUCACUUUGACAAGAACUUUAAUUCCUUCAAAAAUUUCAGUAGGAAUCAUCAAAAAAUAGAGGGCUUUUUGCCUUUAUUUUGUGUGUAUUUUUGUCUUGAACUAGAUUUUAUUUAAGUGUUUUCAGCUUUCCGUGACCAAAAGUUAUGACAUUCCUGAUAAUCUAUAUUUGAGACAAUACAGACAACUUUUUUCUCUUCCGGCAAUUUAAUUUUAAUCCUUCUUUCAUAAACUGGAAUUAAAACAGAAGGAUUAAAAUUUUUAUCACGCCUAGGAUUGGGUAUUUUAAGUAUUUUCACAUGAGUGAAAAUAUGUAUUGUGUUGCAUCUUCAUGUUUAUCCAUAUUUGAUGCAAAUGUCUUUAAAAGGAGAGUUAUUGAGUUUAGGGCUUUCUAAAGAAGUAAUGAGAGUAAAACUUGAACUGAUAAUACAGUCUUGACAUUAUGAGGUAUCAGCUGACCAAUGAAUAAGCAUAUAUUGACUGAGAUCAGAUGCUUAGCAUUCAUGCCAAGCAUUUAUGUAAUAUAAACCUUUAAGACAGUGUGCCUUCAGUGACGUUUGUGAUCUGUGGAGUUUUUUCUUUUAUUUUAUGAAAUUAAAAUAUUGCAUGUGCACAGAAGGUUUUUUAUUAAUAAUAGUUUUUUUUUUUGAUUUGCAGUUGCAUUUCCUUGUAAACAACCCAAUGGAUGAAAAUUUGAUUUGUAUGCGGUAUCUCAUGCUCGUCCACAGGAUGGCACCAUAGCUGUUGUGUUUCUUUCUUGCCACCCCUAAAAACAGCAGUCUGCAGUGAUAAAUGAAUUCUGUGUACUGGCUGGAAUUGAA
Molecule: messenger RNA, 2690 nt
Organism: Sinocyclocheilus anshuiensis
Lineage: Eukaryota; Metazoa; Chordata; Actinopteri; Cypriniformes; Cyprinidae
Exons: 2
Coding region: 427-1551 (374 amino acids)
Biological process (GO): protein polyubiquitination; SCF-dependent proteasomal ubiquitin-dependent protein catabolic process
Cellular component (GO): SCF ubiquitin ligase complex
Molecular function (GO): protein binding
Source: RefSeq, a predicted model, not a curated record